UGCAAGAAGCUGUGUGGUUGGAUACCGAGUCCGCGAGACCGAGUAGCUUGUAGUUUAGCCAGUUCGUACAUGAUGCGUUUGGCGACAGGAGGCCAUGAUGUCGUGUAUUUUCUGGCUUCUAAAAAGAUGCCUUAAAUCUGAGCUGGCCUAGUUUUCUUCAUCAUGAAACUGGGCGAACGGUUUCGGACGGCAGUGGACCAACGGGCAUUUUAAGCUUGUUUAAAAUCUGAGGGUGAAGUGAGAACAGCUCGGGUGGAUAUUGCGUGUAUGAAGGCGAUGCACUGACUGGACUGUCAGCAGCGUCCUCCCACUUCAUUUAUAUCGGUUACAGGGGGAAACGGAGGUUUCUUUACCAGCUAGAUGUGUUUUCUUCGGGCGGAAAGGCAUGCCGAGGGCUCGUCUGGUGAGUUGGUCGUGACGAAUCUCGUGUUGGAGUAAGGUGCGGAUCAAGGCGCUGCUCGUGUCAGCUCGCUCUUCUGAAAGAAAAUCUCCGCCGGGCAAGUUGCUGUGAAAUUAGUCCAGCUAGCUGCAUGGCGAGGCUCACUGCAGCUACAGCUCUAACGUUACUGUCACCCUUUCCCCUAUGACUCUCAGCGGCUAGCCUACCGCCGGUGGCCAACCAGCUGACGAGCUUGGCUAGCCCCGCCACCUCUGUGGCGUUAGCUCUCUGUUUUUUGUCGGCAGAGAGCGAGAGAAGCUGGCGGCCCUCCGUCUGGAGCCCGAUGAGAAGGAUAUAGGCGCCAUGGCGUGGGUGCUGAAGAUGGACGAUGCUACGAUCGAGUCCGGACUUGUCCACGACUUCGAUGCCAGUUUAUCUGGGAUCGGCCAGGAACUCGGGGCUGGAGCCUACAGCAUGAGUGAUGUGCUGGCUCUGCCCAUCUUUAAGCAGGAGGAUGGAAGCGAUCCUGUCGAGUCAGACAGUAAGAAUCCUCCCUUUCAGUAUGUCCUCUGUGCUGCCACCUCCCCUGCUGUUAAACUGCAUGAGGAGACAGUCACCUACCUAAACCAAGGCCAGUCUUAUGAGAUUCGUCUCCUAGAUAACAGGAAGAAGGGGGAAGUGCCAGAACUCAACAACAAGACUGUAAAGAGUAUAAUCAGAGUAGUGUUUCAUGACCGGAGACUGCAGUAUAUGGAGCAUCAGCAGCUGGAGGGUUGGAAGUGGAAUCGUCCUAACGACCGUCUCCUCGAUAUCGAUAUCCCCAUGUGUGUGGGUAUAACUGAACCCCGAACCCACGCCUCCCAGCUAAAUGCUGUUGAGUUCUUGUGGGAUGUCUCCAAGCGUGCAUCUGUAUUUGUACAGGUGCACUGCAUCAGUACAGAGUUCACCCCACGAAAACAUGGUGGUGAGAAGGGCGUACCGUUCCGCAUCCAGAUAGACACCUUCAAACAGGACGAGAGCGGAGAGUACACACAACACCUGCACUCAGGCAGCUGCCAGAUCAAAGUGUUCAAGCCAAAGGGAGCAGACCGCAAGCAGAAGACCGACAGAGAGAAGAUGGAAAAAAGGAGUGCACAGGAGAAGGAAAAAUACCAACCCUCCUAUGAUACUACCAUUCUGUCAGAGACUCGUCUGGAGCCGGUGAUGGAGGAGGCUGUGGAGCAUGAGCUGAAGAAGUCCAGUAAGCGCACACUGCCUGCAGAUUGUGGAGACUCCACAGCCAAGAGCAAAAGAGGAAGUUGUUCUCCUUGGCCCGAGAAUGCUUACGUGAACCCAAACACAGCAGCUACCCCAACAUUUACCUCUAACACACACUCCUACAGCAGUAGCAAUGCAGUACCCGACAGUGAAACAUCUUCACCCAACCACCAAGGAGAUGCUGGCAGUCAUGUCGCAAUGGAGUCUUUAAGCUCAACAGCGUCUAUGCAGGAUGUGCAGCAGUGGCUCCAUAAUAACAGGUUCAACUCCUAUAGCCGGCUUUUUACACAUUUCUCAGGUUCUGAUCUACUGAAGUUGACUCGUGAAGAUUUGGUCCAGAUCUGUGGGCCAGCUGAUGGAAUCCGCCUUUACAAUGCACUAAAAACAAGAGCGGUCCGACCUCGGCUUACGGUAUACGUCUGUCGGGAGGUGUCUCGCGGCGAGAGCCCCCUGCUGGAGAGACGCUGCCACAGCAAGAACGGAGAGCAUGGCAGUCCCACAGCCAUACAUGUUUACCAUGCGCUGUACCUCGAGGAGAUGACAGCAUGUGAGCUGACCAGAAAAAUAUCCAAUGUGUUAAACCUGCCUCUAACCCACAUUAAUCAAGUCUACAGGCAGGGGCCUACAGGAAUUCACAUACUGCUCAGUGACCAGAUGGUUUCUAAUUUCCCUGAUGAGAGCUGCUUCGCUGUCAGUACAUUAAAAGAUGAUACAAGCGACGGAUUCCAUCUGGUUCUAAAGUAGUUACAGUGGGAGAUUAAGCGGAAGGCGAUAUGAUGACGUCACUGAGGUUCCUCACUGCCGUUCUUGAGCACUGGUCAUGCUCCCUCCAUCCUUCUCUUUCUCCAUCUCUCUGUCUCUCUCUCUCCAUGUUUGAGGCAAGAAAGAGAGAGACCGAGCAGAGGUUGGCUAAGGCCUCCUAACUGUUAGAAUCUGACUUAAGCGAGUACAUUGUUUCAUAUUGAAAACACUUAACCUGAUGAUUGUGUGCGUGUGUGAGAGACAGGAGGUGGGGCUCUGAAGCAUGAGUGUGUGUUUUUUAAGAUGUAAUGGGAGAGAUGGAAGGGAGGGUCAAAAAAACAGACUACUCUGAAACCUUCUACAUGAGCAGGGUGUUUAUGUACGGUCCUAACUGACAGGGCUGUUUCCAAACUCUGUGGCCGGACAGUCCACACACGGGACAAAAAGCUGCCAUCGCUUUAUAGUUUGGUGACAGUACAGUCUCCACUUGAAUAGUUUACCAUGUCUGUAAUAGUGGCUGUGCUGUUUGAUUGCCUGACAUAGAUGUCUAUCAAAAAAGGACUGCACUUUUUACCUUUUUUUGUUUUGUUUUUCUGACGCAGGACACCUUUCGUGUCUGCACAGAUGAAAUGAUUCCUGUGUGAGUGUGAUCACCUGUAGCUCAUUAUCCACUUGUGGAGAUGCGAAGUUUGGGCAACAUUUCCAGCUCUUUUUAUUUUUAAGUAAACUUGUAAACGAUGAUGCUGCUUUGUCUGCGUCUCUUACCAAGACCAAUCAUCUCUGGUGCCAUAAAGAACUGUUUACUAGAUUCUGUUACACAGUAGCUUUUGAGGACUUGUGGCAUUUUUAGUUUGCAUUUCUUUGGGUUGAAUUAAGCAGCCAAAUGAAAUGAGUCAACUUUAGUCCUCGCUCUUGCAAUGACUUGUCAGAAGCUGGCAUGAGAUAUA
Molecule: messenger RNA, 3324 nt
Organism: Colossoma macropomum (tambaqui)
Lineage: Eukaryota; Metazoa; Chordata; Actinopteri; Characiformes; Serrasalmidae
Gene: ubp1
Product: upstream binding protein 1
Biological process (GO): regulation of transcription by RNA polymerase II
Cellular component (GO): nucleus
Molecular function (GO): DNA-binding transcription activator activity, RNA polymerase II-specific; RNA polymerase II cis-regulatory region sequence-specific DNA binding
Source: RefSeq, a predicted model, not a curated record